Messenger RNA from Diabrotica virgifera virgifera (western corn rootworm), 2710 nucleotides. Its product is annotated as neprilysin-1-like. Bases 319 to 2628 code for a protein of 769 amino acids. Gene Ontology annotation, biological process: protein processing. The transcript has 14 exons. NCBI's taxonomy places the organism in Eukaryota, Metazoa, Arthropoda, Insecta, Coleoptera, Chrysomelidae. The record is from RefSeq and is a predicted model, not a curated record. Gene Ontology annotation, cellular component: plasma membrane. Gene Ontology annotation, molecular function: metalloendopeptidase activity.
GGAUGAUCGAUCCUUCUUGCGCGCAUCUAGAGGCCUUUUGAAGUGUGAUGAAAAGCGGAUUUGCCGAUUUCCGACUAUUUCGCAGAAGAAAAUGAGGAAAUGCUCAUUGUACUGUGAAGUGCCGUGUGGGAACGAUUGCGGUGAAUAUGCUUUGUUUUGCUCUAUUGACCGAAUACGGGCGGUGAAUUGAGAAAUCCGAUUAUAACCUAUAAAAAUGAUCUGCAUUGGAAAAUCGGAGAUGUUUGUUUAUCAUUAGCUUAAGUGUACUAGAACUAAUAACGUGUUAUGCAACAAGUGAGGCGUGCAAAAUAGAAAAACAUGAGCAACAACCUUAUAAAUCAGAACAAUACGUGGAAAGGGGUAAGCAGUAAUAAUGGAAUCAUCAGUUCAAAAUACCAAGUGCCUGAAAACAUGAACUCUCGGAAUGCCGUAGUGGAGAUUGCUCGGACAGGAACCAAAACCGUUGUAGUGCCUCGACAUAGACCUGACAGAGAAAAACUUUUAGUGAUAUUGGUAGUUGCCCUUCUGGCGUUCUGCGGGAUGCUCAUGAUUAUGGUUUUUACUAGAAAGAAUCAAUCUUGUACUGUGAAAAAGAAAACAAUUUGUUUAACGGAGGAAUGUGUUCGAACAGCCUCUUCUUUAUUAGCAGCAAUGGAUCACAAUGUCGAUCCAUGUGUAGAUUUCUUUCAGUAUGCUUGUGGUACUUGGAACAAGGUUCAUCUCAUACCCGAAGAUAAAAGUUCGAUCAGCACGUUCGAAGUAAUGGCUGAUCAAUUACAGGUAAUUCUUAAAGGUGUAUUGGAAGAACCGUUGAAUUUGAACGAUAAUGACGCGACCAGGAAAGCAAAAAUUUUUUACAAUACUUGCAUGGAUUUAAACAAUAUAAGGAAGACUGGAGAUAGGCCGAUAAGAGAGGUGUUGAACCAGCUGGGAGGCUGGCCAGUUCUGAAACAAAACUGGACCGUGCCGUCAUUCUCAGUUGAAAUUCUAAUCGGAUUGAUAAGAAGUUAUUAUAACGAAGGGUUACUUAUCGAGCAAUGGGUUGGACCCGAUGAUAAAAAUAGUUCUGUGAACAUUAUUCAGAUGGAUCAGUCGAUUUUAGCUCUACCAAGUAGAGACUAUUAUCUAAAGCCCAGCAGCAAGGGAGAUCUUUUAGCAUAUCAUAGAUAUAUGACCAAUAUAGCAAUACUUCUAGGUGCCAAUAAAACUACAGCCGGUGAUGAACUACAAAAAGUUAUCGAAUUCGAAAAACAACUCGCAAAUGCUUCGCUUCCAGAGCAAGACAGACAUGAUACUAGUAUGAUUUAUAAGAAGAUGUCUAUCAAAGAUCUAGCCAAGUUAGUGCCCAAAUUUAACUGGCUGGAGUAUUUUAGAACCAUAUUUGACAUGAACAUAAAUGAGGACGAACAGAUCGUAGCUUAUGGAAUAUCUUAUUUCGUCGAGUUGGGAAAGAUUUUGUCUACCACAGAUAGAAGAAUAAUCCACAAUUAUGUAUUGUGGCGUCUAGUAAUGUCGUUAUCUACGCACUUGGUGGACGAUUACCAGAAGGAGCGUGUAGAGUUUCGAAAAAUUCUACAAGGUGUUUUAUCCGAACGACACCGAUGGGCGCAAUGCGUAGAAUGGACCAACAAGAAAAUGGGCAUGGCUGUAGGUGCCUUAUAUAUUCGAGACAAUUUCGAUCAUUUAAGUAAAGAGACUGCAUUGGAAAUGAUACACACCAUUAGAGAAGCUUUUAAUGAACUUUUAGCCGAAAACCACUGGAUGGAUGACGAGACUAGAACAGUGGCCAAAGAGAAAGCAGAUGCAAUAAAUGAAAGAAUAGGAUAUCCGAAAUUGAUAACAGACAAAGAAACACUUUGCAAGGAAUACGAUCAGCUGAAUAUUACCAAAAAUGAAUUCAUGUUAAAUGUUCUUAACAUUCUUAAAUUUGAAGCCAAACAAAAUUUGGAAAAACUACGCCAAGAAGUUGACAAAGAAAAGUGGUCAACGGAACCUGCCGUGGUCAAUGCUUUUUAUAAUCCCAACAAGAACGACAUUGUUUUUCCAGCAGGGAUACUACAGCCUUUGUUUUACAGUCAACACUUCCCAAAAUCCUUGAAUUAUGGAGGAAUAGGUGUUGUAAUUGGACAUGAAAUUACCCACGGAUUUGAUGAUAAAGGUCGUCAAUUCGACAAACACGGUAAUAUGAUGCAAUGGUGGAACAACGCCACGAUCAAAGCAUUCAGGGAAAGAACUCAAUGUAUCAUAGAUCAGUACUCCCGAUACAAAGUAAACGAAGUUGGUCUUUACAUCAAUGGCAGAAUGACCCAAGGUGAAAACAUUGCAGAUAACGGAGGACUUAAACAGUCUUUUAGGGCCUACAAAAAAUGGUCCUCCCUGCAUGAAGAGGAAUUCGAUCUACCUGGCCUUAACCUAACGCACGAUCAGUUAUUUUUCCUAAACUAUGCUCAAAUAUGGUGUGGAUCCAUGAGACCUGAAGAUGCCCUGACCAAAAUUAGAUCCAGCGUUCAUUCACCCGGCCCCAUCAGAGUAUUGGGUCCGCUGUCGAAUUCAAAAGACUUUGCCCAAGCGUAUGGUUGCCCCGUUGGUUCGCCGAUGAACCCACCAGAAAAGUGUAACGUUUGGUAAGGUACCUUUAUCUCAUGCACAACUGUCAGUGCCUCGACAUUAGAGCUAUAACAAUUAUCAAUAAAUAAACAAUAAAAUAAUC